GGCUUGGUGGAACAGUUUCGAGUUAGCAGAUUUGCAGAUCCCUGGGCCUCAUUUUACUGCUGAGUCCUCCGUCUUCUCGAGUCUGCACUUUGUGCUGGCGGGAGCUGCACGUCUGGGGUUUUCUUACAGAUCUUAUUUUCCUCAAAAUGAGCAUUAGCAUCACUUUCUUAAGUCCUUUUGCCAGGUUUUUGGUGCCAUUUACCCUUCAGAGGAAGAGCAAAAAUUUAUACACAGCAAUUCUGCAGAGAUACAUGCCUUCCAAAAUACUGUCUGUGUCCUAUCAUAAGGAGAGUACAUCACCUCCUCAACAGCUAGAAUUGGAUGGAUGGAAAGCAACAAUGAAAUCUAGGGUGCAAGAAGAAGGUGACUCAGCAGUCUCCAGCAACGACGAUGAAGAUCCUCUAGCUGCCACCAGAGAGUUAAUUGAAAUGUGGAGAUUGCUUGGCAAAGAAGUACCAGAACAUAUCACUGAAGAUGAACUCAAAAUCAUUAUGGAAUGUCCUUCUAAAUCAUCAAGAAAAAAAUAUUUAAAAUAUUUAUAUGUUAAGGAAAAAUUGAAAAAAGCUAAUAAGAUAAAAAAGGAAAUGAAAGCAGCAGCAAGGGUAGAAUUUAAAAACAAGCUGCUAGAAACCUCUGAGGCAGACAAACAGCAGCAAAACUUUCUAUUUUUACGACUUUGGGAUAGGAAUAUGGACAUGGCAAUGGGCUGGAAGGGUGCUCAGGCCAUGCAGUUUGGACAACCUUUGGUUUUUGACAUGGUUUAUGAGAAUUCUAUGAAACGAAAAGAACUGCAGAAUGCUGUUUCCCAACUUUUAGAAAGUGAAGGAUGCAAUAGAAAAGACGUUGAUCCUUUCCAUAUUUAUUUCUGCAAUCUUAAAAUAGAUGGUGCUUAUCAGAGAGAGUUAAUUAAACGGUAUGGAGAAAAAUGGGACAAACUGCUUAUAACAGCAACAGAAAAGUCUUAUGUAGAUUUAUUUCCAAAGGACAGUAUUAUAUAUUUAACUGCAGAUUCUCCUAAUGUUAUGACUACCUUCAAGCAUGACAAAAUUUAUAUAGUUGGGUCUUUUGUUGAUAGACAUAUGCAACCAGGUGCAUCCCUAGCCAACGCAAAACGUCUGAACCUGGCAACAGAAUGCCUUCCAUUAGAUAAAUAUUUACAGUGGGACAUAGGUACUAAAAAUCUCACCUUAGAUCAAAUGAUUCGGAUUUUGUUAUGUCUGAAAAAUACUGGUAAUUGGGAAGAAGCUCUGAAGUUUGUUCCCAGGAGGAAACAUAGUGGUUAUGUGGAGAUACCUCAGUAUUCUCAAGAGUUCAUCGACAGAAUAAAGAAAGUAAAGACUUCUAAUUUGUUUUCAAAAGGUUCUCUAAAUAUACAUACACAGAAAAAGUGUCUUAAAUGAGAAAAUAUUAUAGCUUAAAAAAUAAAUGGAUUGGAAAUACAUUUCUACUACUAUAUU
Messenger RNA from Otolemur garnettii (small-eared galago), 1457 nucleotides. RefSeq names its product tRNA methyltransferase 10C, mitochondrial RNase P subunit (gene TRMT10C). The transcript is spliced from 2 exons. Gene Ontology annotation, biological process: mitochondrial tRNA 5'-end processing; positive regulation of mitochondrial translation. The coding region runs from base 147 to 1400 and encodes 417 amino acids. The record is from RefSeq and is a predicted model, not a curated record. Gene Ontology annotation, molecular function: tRNA binding. Gene Ontology annotation, cellular component: nucleoplasm; mitochondrion; nucleus. NCBI's taxonomy places the organism in Eukaryota, Metazoa, Chordata, Mammalia, Primates, Galagidae.